AUGAACGGCAAUGUCUUGAAUGUAGUCAAUAGUCGCGCUGAUGGCGUCCACAAGAGACCCGUUGGCAGACCAUUGAAGCGAAGGUCAAGCAGAGGAUCGGACACUAAUAGAGCCAAAUGUGAGACGAGUAACGGAUGGAGUCGUGCGAGUAAUACGAGUUCCGGUGACAGGCUCUGGUUCUUAUUCCUCUUGUUCUCACUGUGGUUAAAAGACUACAAAAGCAAACAACUAAACGCUUCCAACAAACAACUCAUCACUUAUUUGCAUGAUAUUUUCCAUAAUUUUGGUCAAAAUGAGUCCAAAUCCAAACAUGUGACCAAUUCUUUGACUAAUGAGUCGACGAUCACAGCAUUCAUCGAAUCCGAGGAAUUAAAGAAUCGGUUUGAGACACAGCUUUCACAGCAAAAUGAUUGCCACGAAUUUCUUUCGACCGAGUAA
Messenger RNA from Oppiella nova, 438 nucleotides. Lineage: Eukaryota; Metazoa; Arthropoda; Arachnida; Sarcoptiformes; Oppiidae. The record is from the annotation of a GenBank genome assembly.